This is a messenger RNA of Pygoscelis adeliae (Adelie penguin), 2337 nucleotides long. Its product is annotated as myosin-3-like. NCBI's taxonomy places the organism in Eukaryota, Metazoa, Chordata, Aves, Sphenisciformes, Spheniscidae. Gene Ontology annotation, biological process: vesicle transport along actin filament; actin filament organization. Gene Ontology annotation, cellular component: vesicle; myosin complex; actin cytoskeleton. The record is from RefSeq and is a predicted model, not a curated record. Gene Ontology annotation, molecular function: ATP binding; actin filament binding; microfilament motor activity.
AUGGCCAUCUUUGGGGAGGCAGCUCCUUACCUCCGAAAGUCAGAAAAGGAGAGAAUCAAGGCCCAGAACAAACCUUUUGAUGCCAAGACAUCCGUCUUUGUGGUACAUGCAAAGGAAUCCUAUGUGAAAAGCACAAUCCAGAGCAAGGAAUCCGGGAAGGUCACUGUCAAGACUGAAGGUGGAGAGACUCUGACCGUGAAGGAAGAUCAGAUCUUCUCCAUGAACCCUCCCAAGUACGAUAAAAUCGAGGACAUGGCCAUGAUGACCCACCUCCACGAACCCGCUGUGCUGUACAACCUCAAAGAGCGUUAUGCAGCCUGGAUGAUCUACACCUACUCGGGUCUCUUCUGCGUCACUGUCAACCCCUACAAGUGGCUGCCGGUGUACAACCCGGAGGUGGUGUUGGCCUACCGAGGCAAGAAGCGCCAGGAGGCCCCUCCACACAUCUUCUCCAUCUCUGACAACGCCUAUCAGUUCAUGCUCACUGAUCGCGAGAACCAGUCGAUCCUGAUCACCGGAGAAUCCGGUGCAGGGAAGACUGUGAACACAAAGCGUGUCAUCCAGUACUUUGCAACAAUUGCAGCGAGUGGGGAGAAGAAGAAGGAGGAGCAGUCUGGCAAAAUGCAGGGAACGCUUGAGGAUCAAAUCAUCAGCGCCAACCCACUGCUGGAGGCCUUUGGAAACGCCAAGACAGUGAGGAACGACAACUCCUCGCGCUUUGGCAAAUUCAUCAGAAUCCACUUUGGAGCUACAGGCAAACUGGCUUCUGCGGACAUUGAGACUUAUCUGCUGGAGAAGUCCAGAGUCACUUUCCAGCUCAAGGCAGAAAGAAGCUACCACAUAUUUUAUCAGAUCACGUUACUGAUCACCACCAACCCAUAUGACUAUCAGUAUGUGAGUCAAGGUGAGAUCACGGUUCCCAGCAUUAAUGACCAGGAAGAGCUGAUGGCCACGGACAGUGCCAUUGACAUCCUGGGCUUCACUCCUGAUGAGAAGACAGCCAUUUACAAGCUGACGGGGGCUGUCAUGCACUACGGCAACCUGAAGUUUAAGCAGAAGCAGCGUGAGGAGCAGGCAGAGCCGGACGGCACAGAAGUUGCUGACAAGGCUUCCUACCUGAUGGGUCUGAACUCAGCUGACCUGCUCAAGGCCCUCUGCUACCCUCGAGUCAAGGUUGGGAAUGAAUAUGUGACCAAGGGUCAAACCGUGCAGCAGGCAUACAAUUCAGUAGGUGCCUUGGCAAAAGCUGUGUUUGAGAAGAUGUUCUUGUGGAUUGUUAUUCGCAUCAACCAACAGCUGGAUACCAAGCAACCCAGACAGUACUUCAUUGGUGUCCUGGACAUUGCUGGCUUUGAGAUCUUUGAUUUCAACAGCCUGGAGCAGCUGUGCAUCAACUUCACCAAUGAGAAACUGCAACAGUUUUUCAACCACCACAUGUUCGUGCUGGAGCAGGAGGAGUACAAGAAGGAGGGAAUUGAAUGGACAUUCAUUGACUUUGGGAUGGACCUGGCAUCCUGCAUUGAGCUCAUUGAGAAGCCCAUGGGCAACUUCUCCAUCCUGGAAGAGGAGUGCAUGUUCCCCAAGGCAACUGACACCUCUUUCAAGAACAAGUUCUACGACCAACAUUUGGGCAAGUCCAACAACUUCCAGAAGCCCAAGCCUGCCAAAGGCAAGGCUGAGGCCCACUUCUCCCUGGUGCACUAUGCUGGUACAGUGGACUACAACAUCUCUGGCUGGUUUGACAAGAACAAGGACCCCCUCAAUGAAACUGUUGUGGGGCUGUACCAGAAAUCAUCAAUGAAGACACUGGCCUUACUCUUUGCCUCUGUUGGAGGAGAGAGUGGUGGUGGUGGCAAGAAGGGAGGCAAAAAGAAGGGUUCUUCUUUCCAGACUGUAUCAGCUCUUUUCAGGGAGAACCUAAACAAGCUGAUGACCAAUCUACGGAGCACUCACCCCCAUUUUGUGCGCUGUAUCAUCCCCAAUGAAACGAAAACACCUGGUGCCAUGGAGCAUGAACUGGUGCUACACCAGCUGCGCUGUAAUGGUGUGCUGGAAGGGAUCAGAAUUUGCAGGAAGGGAUUCCCCAGCAGAACUUAUGCAGACUUCAAACAGAGCCUGCCACAGGCCUGGGCAGGCCGAGGGCCCCACCGGCCAGCUCAGGGCCCCGCCGCCAAUGUGCCUGUCCUUGUGGCAGUGCUGCACAGCAGCGUGGACGCUGGUUACACUGCUGGAGCCCCACAGACCAUCCACAAUGCAACCCCUGCCUCUGGGGUCUUCUGCUUAGACAUGGUGCCCGUCAAGGUUGGCUGCAACCUCUGCAUUGGGGCAGCAGGAUGA